AUGGGAGAGGGAACCCUGAGCUGUUUGCUGCGAGCGUUUGGUGUGAAAGCGCUUCGGUGUGAUGUGCUGAGGAAGGGAAAAGCCGACAGAGGAGGACGAGAGCAGCGUAAUGAGCAGGUCUGCAGCAGCCAGCCUCUGCAGUGCUGCUGCAGUGUGCACAGGGACAGACUGGAGGCUCCGCGCAGCACCACCAACGUCCACUCCCAAACCUCCUGGCCUCCUUCAGGACUAGUUUUGGCCUGGGAUUAG
This is a messenger RNA of Knipowitschia caucasica, 249 nucleotides long. NCBI's taxonomy places the organism in Eukaryota, Metazoa, Chordata, Actinopteri, Gobiiformes, Gobiidae. The record is from the annotation of a GenBank genome assembly.